Messenger RNA from Eriocheir sinensis (Chinese mitten crab), 1349 nucleotides. Its product is annotated as axoneme-associated protein mst101(2)-like. The transcript is spliced from 5 exons. The record is from RefSeq and is a predicted model, not a curated record. NCBI's taxonomy places the organism in Eukaryota, Metazoa, Arthropoda, Malacostraca, Decapoda, Varunidae. The coding region runs from base 117 to 1349 and encodes 410 amino acids.
UUUUGACAACCAAUACUUCCCAGCUGACUGUCAGCUCUGUAUAGAUUGAGGCUUCUGUUGUGCAUGGAGAAACUGACCCUGUCAGAGGGAGAACGACGCCUUCAUCACCCAUCGAGAUGAAGCCCGCCCUGACGGCUGUUCUCCUGGGAAUCGUUGCCCUCAUGCCAACGGUGUUGUCCUUAGACAAUGGGGGCUUGAAACCCCUAGAAGCACGCCAGCAGGUCUCAGACAGGAAGAAUGAGGUUGACGGUAAAGUGGUCCGUUCAGUCCUUGAUAAAAAGCGGAGCUGGACGGAGGUGGACGGCGAUGACUUAGUGAGUGCACGACAGAAUGGUGAAGAUAUCGCAUCACCAGAGGCCCGAAAAGGAAGCUCACAGCAUGAAGCCAAACAAAAGAAAAACAAUAAAGGAGGCACGCAGCUCAGAGGAAAACAGGGGAAAGAUGCAAAAGGCCUACACCAAGGAGUCAAACAUAAGAAAGACACAGUUGCUGAAAAGAAAAAAACGACAAGACGAGGGAUAACAAAGAAAAAGAAAAAUGAAGGGAAAUCCAAGAUUAUAAGCAACAAAGUACAAAGGAAAAAAGUAAAAGGGAAAGCCUCAACCCGCAACGAUACUGAAGACGCCAAAAAAGGAGGACGCGGCUGCCCCAAGGCAUCAAGUUGCUCUCGGCUAAAGGGAGGCAGAUGUAAAAAAAGAUGCAGGGCAAAUGAGGAAGAAAAGAGAGGCUGUGGGAAAAAUUGUAAAUGCUGCAUCCCUAAUGAAGAAAGCGAGGAGUGUGAGACUUCUGCAAAGUGCAGAGCAAUAGGGAAAUGUAGGAAAAACUGCAGGAGGAAGGAAGAAAAGUCCCCAAAUGUAUCCUGCGGAGGGGGCUGUGACUGCUGUGUCCGGAAAGGAACAGGUGUUCCCGCCCCUUCUCCCGUUACACCAGCGCCGCAGUGCCAGGCAGGUCAACAGUGUGCUGGGGGCAGAGGAACUUGUAAACAAAGUUGUUCGAUCACUGAGACAACCCUGGGUUACUGUGCGUAUGGGAACCAGUGCAGGUGUUGUGUUUCCCAGGGUGAGUAUAGGAACGACCAGCCUCCUCUUCCAUUCAGGAGGAAUGGUACCAGAUUGCCAUACGGCAGCCAAAACCGCAUACAACCCUCGGAUCAUGUCCUCACCUCCAGCCUUGAGCAGCUUAGCACGGAUGUUACAGAUGCCAGCAGGUGCCUUUCCACCCCUCAACUUUCCACAGCACCUAUGACUUCGUCAAGUAAAAGUGAGAUUUCGUCGAUGGGUGAAUGCAACACUGAAGACCACCUAUCAACCCGAGCUUCAGAUAAACUCUCCAAUGAGGAACGAAGAUGA